Bipolaris zeicola 26-R-13 is the source of this 1374-nucleotide messenger RNA. RefSeq lists its product as uncharacterized. Bases 1 to 1374 code for a protein of 457 amino acids. The record is from RefSeq and is a predicted model, not a curated record. The transcript has a single exon. NCBI's taxonomy places the organism in Eukaryota, Fungi, Ascomycota, Dothideomycetes, Pleosporales, Pleosporaceae.
AUGACAGACGAGGAAUUUGAUGCUCUUCCGUGUUGGUCGGAUGUCGAAGGUGAUCCAACAUACAACACCAGAUAUCAUCUGAGACACGCUACAAGCGAUUCAGUGCGUCCAAUUGUCCAUGCACAAGCCUCUUUAUCAGGGAAGUUCAGACCGACGCCCCUAAACAUUCCGCCUGGCUUUUCACCAACUCCGCAAUUUAUCGGGGCAUGCGAUACUGUAUGGUUUUCAUCAUCAGACGAAUUUGUCUCAGAUAACCAAGAUGAGCAGCCGCUGCCAGACAGGGCUUCAGCCACAAGCGUCUCCACAAGCCCGCGUUUGAUUGGAACCAUAGAUGGAACUUCCUUCUUGGAGCUGGUCGAUACAAGACCGCACUCACAUGUUGACCAUGUACAGCAUUUGGCAAGGCGUUCGAAAUCUAUGCAAGAUAACCCGAGUGCCCUUAUCUCGUCUAACACUGAUGAGUGGAGCGUUUACCAUAUCGGGGAUAGAAUGUUACCACGAAACUUACUGCCUGAGCCCAUUGCAAAGACUGAAAGUGGCCAAAGGGGAGCAUGGAUUGUUACUCCGGGUCGGCCAUCAAAAUCAAUUUCCGAAAUCGCCAGAACAUUGUCUAGUCGCAGAGCUGAAGCUCCUUCGACAUCACACCUGAACGAAAUCGGCCCUGAACUGGAUAAUUUGACACUCACUGAUUCAGUACAACUUCGUUUACGAGGCGGAGCCGAUUCAGAGGAUGAAGAAUACUCUGAAAAGAAAUACGCACCGCCUUCAUCUACACUCAGCUCGCUACCUUCAAUAAGAUCGACAUAUCCUUCCCCUCAAGAAUGGUUACAGCGCCUAUCGCUUCAAGGUGACCACGCAACUACGCCCUUCGAUUAUUCGCGUGCUACAAGGAUACUGGGUCUUGAACAAGGAGCAUCACCUGGCUUCGUAUCAUCAGCCACUUUGCAGGUGCCUGACUCUUCAAAUACGCGUGGAUCUGGUGUAUGGUCGUCUUCCGAGACCUUGACAAAUCAAUCUCUACAGGAACGCAUGCCAAACUAUUCGCAUUUACAUCCAUCACAACCCCGUUCAUCCGCUGGCGGGGAGGACGGCGAACUUAGGCGUUGUCCCAUGGUGAUUCGCGAGGAACCUCCUCCUGUUAUUCGAGUGAUCCAGCCCCGAUCAAGCGUAUCCCAAACUGUUAAAUCCAACUUUCAGGAGCUGCUUUCAGAUAAUGAUCUCGGCCCACCCUACCCAGGCGACGGUGGCCGUCUUCCCGCGCCACCACCUCUGGUAGAUGAUUCUCGCGAUCCAGACAUGGACCUUGCCCCCCGCAUCGUCAUGAAUCCUAGCAUGCCCACGCGUUCAAAUUUACCGGUCGAACGAUUUCUGUAG